CAAUUACAAAGAAAACUCGGCAUGAAGAGGAGUUAAACGAGAGGUUUGCCACAAGUUCUGUGUGCUAUAAAACAUCGUAUGUUCCCGCCAAAUCUUUCUGUCCGCAUUAACGGCAGAGCUCCCAUAGAGAGCCCCUCCAUUUUACCAGACGUCACUUUUAACUUCACCCCGCCUUUCCUCAAGCACUGAGCCAGACACAACGAACGAACAAUCCCAUCCUCUACGCUAAUAAACGUAAAGUGGCUAAUUCAAGCUUCAAUAAAUAAUCUUGUAUAUUGGCUGUGGUUGGAUAUGACAGAUAACGCCCCUGCUAAACCGCGCGGUGCACCAGCUACCGCAGCAGUACCAGCCAGCCCAACACCACGACAAGCCGUACCGACAACACCUUCGACACCCAGCACCAAGGUUCCUCCUCACAGGUUAAGCUUUACAGACAACCUUCGAAAUGGUCCAGGCUCGCCUCGCCAGCGCAAUCCUUCCUUGUCCCAGGCCGCCGUGCAGGAGCUUAUGAAUAAUCCGCCCCCAAACAAGCAAGCGAACCCAAAGUUUGUUGGUAGGGAGUGGCGGGAUGUCAAGGUUGGAGAGCUUGUGGAUGCAGGUGAUAUCCGUUGGGCUGAGAUUGAUUCUACCGUCGAAGAAGCUACGUUGACUUUGAUGAAGAGCCCCAGAAGCGUUGUGCUGGUUAGAGAUUCAACAAAUACACAGCUAGCCACUCAUGUUUUCGACUUCAGCCAUCUCAACACAUAUCUGCUGACUGUGGUAGGUCUUGCUAAACCAGAUGGACACCAAGCCGCCUUAAGUAAAGAGAUUAUGACCGCUGCACAAAGGGGCGACAAGAUUUCUCUCCGUCAGCUUCAGCCGCUUUGCAACAGCGAGCCUCUUAUUCAGCUGCAAGCAGACAGUAAUCUUGCUCAAGCUAUUGAGGUUCUUGGCAGCGGAAUUCACCGACUUUUAGUAACAGCUGAAGAUUGUGCUGUGGUUGGGGUUAUGAGCCAGCUACGUAUAAUGGACUUUUUCUGGAACGAGGGUAUCAACUUCCCCAACAUCGAGUCGUUGUAUCCCUCCGUACUUCGAGAGCUUGGUGUUGGAACACACAACCCGAUAUCGGUCAAUUCUGACGAGCCCCUCCGUAACGCUCUAGGUAUUAUGAACGACGAGGGACUCACGAGCAUCGCGGUUGUCGACAGCGGACGGAAUGUCGUUGGAAAUAUUUCUACAAAAGAUGUCCGCCAUCUCACUACUACCUCCAGUGCACCCUUACUAGACGACACUUGCAUGCACUUUAUCUCUGUCAUCCUGAACGAGCGGGGUGUAGAAAUGGGACGCGAUGCCUUCCCAGUGUUUUACGUCAACCCUCACUCAACAUUAGCAUACACUGUGGCGAAACUGACCUCUACGAGAUCACAUCGUAUGUGGGUAGUAGAAUCCGCGUCGCCAUCUGGCUCCAUCCCAAAUACACCUUCACUUGCGCCAACAACACCAAUGUCCUCCUCCUUUAUUCACUCUCAGGAUUCCGCAGCCUCGCUUGGCGCGAAUCCCGUAAUCCCUGCCUCUGCUCUACCCGGUGCGCGAAUUUCUGGAAAGCUCAUUGGUGUUAUCUCUUUGACAGACAUUUUGAAUAUUUUUGCCAAGUCAACUGGGUUGCAACCGUCCGAUCCUGGGGAGCAGCGAGCUCGCCGCCGCCGCAGCUCCAGCAGCUCGGUACGGCCCAGUAUCGACGCUGGGCGACCUAGCGUACGAUAAUCAAGUAUGGCAAUACCUUUCGGGGUUCUAUAGUAAUAUAUUUUAAGUGGGAAAUGAAAAUUUAUCUUUACUUUAAGC
This is a messenger RNA of [Torrubiella] hemipterigena, 1821 nucleotides long. Lineage: Eukaryota; Fungi; Ascomycota; Sordariomycetes; Hypocreales; Clavicipitaceae. The record is from the annotation of a GenBank genome assembly.